Molecule: messenger RNA, 2847 nt
Organism: Eimeria maxima
Lineage: Eukaryota; Apicomplexa; Conoidasida; Eucoccidiorida; Eimeriidae
Product: Protein CBR-KLP-6, related
Exons: 8
Coding region: 1-2847 (948 amino acids)
Biological process (GO): microtubule-based movement; cytoskeleton-dependent intracellular transport
Cellular component (GO): kinesin complex; microtubule
Molecular function (GO): ATP binding; microtubule binding; ATP hydrolysis activity
Source: RefSeq, a predicted model, not a curated record
AUGUCAUCAGUUAAAGUGGCGGUUCGUGUACGGCCCUUCAAUGACCGUGAGAAAAACAUGAACGCACAACUUUGCAUUAGUAUGGAGGGAAAGGCGACAACAAUUGACAAUGCCGAAGAUCCCAAAGGUGGUAAAAAGACGUUUUCUUUUGAUUAUUCUUACUGGUCCCACGAUGGUUUUGAAAACGAUGAAACCGGCUAUUCUCGCCCCAUUAGCUCAAAAUACGCAGAUCAACAACGCCUGUACAAUGAAAUUGGAAAGGAUGUGCUCAACAACGCUUACGAAGGCUACAAUGCAUGCCUAUUUGCCUAUGGCCAGACUGGAGCCGGGAAAAGCUACUCCAUGGUUGGAUAUGGAGCGAACAAAGGUAUCAUUGUUCGUGCAUGUGAAGAGAUAUUUGCCCGUAUCGGCGCAAACACAGAUCCUACUCUACAAGCCCAGGUGCAAAUUAGCAUGCUUGAAAUAUAUAACGAACAGGUGCAGGACCUUUUGAUGCCGAUAGAAAAAAGGCCCAAGGGAGGCCUCAAAAUUCGGCACACCCCACAGCUCGGAACAUUUGUGCAAGAUCUCACAAAAUGUCCAGUUGACUCGUAUGCAGCCAUCCAAGCAAAACUUGAUGAAGGAACAGCAAAUCGGACGGUAGGAGCGACGCUCAUGAACGCAACGUCAUCACGGGCACACACUGUGCUGCAAAUUAACUUCCGGCAGAUCACUAUAGACGCUGGCACCGGAGAACCAGUCUCACAGAAGUCUUCUGAAAUAAGCUUGGUGGACCUCGCGGGGAGUGAGAGGGCUGGCUCGACGGGCGCAACAGGCGAUCGCUUGAAAGAAGGGUGUGCUAUUAACCAAAGCUUAAGUGCUCUAGGAAACGUCAUAUCUGCUCUCGCAGACAAAGCAGCUGGCAAGCUCAAACCAGGGCAGGUUGUGCCGUAUAGGGACUCUGCGCUCACACGCAUACUCCAGACGGCUCUAGGGGGCAACAGCAAGACAUGCAUGAUCGCAGCAUUGUCUCCCGCCACUGUAAAUUACGAAGAAACUCUCAGCACGCUCCGCUACGCAGAUCGGGUCAAACAAAUAAAAAAUGAAGCUACUGUCAAUGAGAACCCCUUAGAGAAGCUUAUUCGGGAACUUCGGGAGGAGAACGAAAGGUUGAAGACAGCAAUGGGUGGCGCCUUGCCAGAUGCUGUGCCGGGUGGAGGCGCUGACCCCCAGAUGGAGGAACUUCGCAGACAGUACGAAGAGGAACUGGAGGCAAACAGAAAGGCCCUACAAGAAAUGACAAUGUCAUGGCAAGAUAAGCUAGAAGCUGCAAAAAAAAGGCGACCUACAAGUGUAGAAGUCAGGGAUACAGAUCAACUAACUAUACCUUACCUUAGCAAUCUCAAUGAAGACCCGCUUCUUUCCGGGAAGAUUGUUUUCCCGCUGACGGAAGGGAGUAGCACUAUCGGUAAACCGGGGGGGAAUACAGAGCCUAAGUUCCACAUUGGUGGCCUUGGAGUGUCUCCUCUGCACGCUGUUGUUGAUGUAAGACACGCCCAACAGGACGGAGACGGGAGCGGUGCAACUGUCUAUGAAGUGAUGCUAACAGCGCACGGGAAGACGUGCAUAAACGGUUUAGUCCUCGGGAAUAACGAGUCUAAAGUCUUGGGACACAAGGACAGAAUAAUAUUCGGGCAUAAUAAUAUGUUCGUCUUCGUUGAUCCAACAGACGAGGACAAGACGCUACCCUCCUGGGAAGAGGGAAUGAGGGAGGUGACGAAAGAUGUUAUUGAUGAGUGCGCGACCCAACAGACACCUCAGGCCAAUCUUGCUGAACUCAAAUACCAGGAAAAGGUUGAAAAGUUGCAAACGGAUAUGCAAAUUUUCGAAUCUGAAAAGAAGGAGCUGCUGAGAAGGAUUAAGGACAAAGAAGCACUUGUGCUUGCUAGUGAAGAGGAUCAAGCAGAAGCAGAGAGAAAAUUGAAGUUGGUUGCGGCUGAAAAACGAGCAGUGCUGCAGGAACUAGACAGAAAGGAAGACGAGUUGAAGGCUAGGCGCUUGCUUUUGGAAAGGGAAAAGAAUGAAGAGGCAAGACGGCAAGAUGCUGAGCGGGCAGCUCAAGUUUUUCUACACGAGGUCAUGAGUAGAACAGCGUUGCUUGUGGAAGAGGCGAAUGGGUAUGCGCAAGAGCUUGGAGUGGGCGUUUACUUUUCUCUCAAGCUAAACACAAAGACACGGAGUACGGGAGGCCUAAGGAGCACUCUUAUCGGAACAUCCUUACAACAAACAGAGAUCGUAAUCCGAGUGCAGAGAGUGGACUCAGACGUUGUACAGCUGUGGAACUUGGACUUGUUCGAAAGAAAGGUUUUUGAAAUGAGAGAAUUGUAUACGCAAUGGGCGGCGGGUUCAAGGGCAGAGUCAUAUCUAAAAGAAGGCGUAACAGAUCCUUUCGCUCUGGAUUUGGACAGCUACCAGGUCAUUGGAGAAAGUUAUCUAUACCUUGACACAAUUCGUUUCCUCUUGCCUAUUGAGUCAGAGGUAUUCCCAAUCAUUGAUGCCAACGGAAAAGUGUGCGGCAAGCUCACCCUUUCCGUUAGCAUUGAAGUUGCUUCGAACACUGAUGAUCCGGAUUGCCAGGGUCGGAUUGAGCAAGAAGUCAACAUAGACGCUCUUCAUUCAGUAGUGGACAUUAAAGGUCGCGAGAUGAUCCUUACAAUAACUGUUCACUCGGCACAUGAUUUGCCAGAAAAGCUUUGCAAACACCCCCAGGCAAGUGGAGAGCCCUUGCUUAGAGUUAAUAAUAAGGAAGGAUUCCGAAACAGCACCUCGGAAUUUGAGAAAUGGACAUUUGGAGCCCAAGGAAGGUGA